CACGGAAGAAUCGAGCCGAGAAAAAAUGGCUACAAUAUUUAUUCGCAAAAUAAUUGUGUUUAAUCACUAAUGUGUAGCUUAAUUUAGUUGCAUACUAGUUCAUAAACUCACUAAGAUGCCCUUCGUGAAGGACCCAUGUGGAAUUGCGUGUCUACUCGUGACCUACAUGGCGAUUAUCUAUGCGGACUACGUUGUGAUAAAGUGGAUCAUUCUGCAGAGUCUGCAAAAUAGUUUCUGGGCACCUCUCCAUGUGAUUCUCUUCAACACGAUUGUCUUUCUCCUCGCGAUGGCGCACUUGCGGGCAGUCUUCUCAGAUCCGGGCACAGUGCCUCUGCCCCAGAAUCGUCUGGACUUCUCUGAUAUCCACACGACUGAGAAGGGUGAGCUGGAGAAGGAGGAGUGGACCGUGUGCACGCGCUGUGAGACCUUCAGGCCCCCACGAGCCCAUCAUUGCCGCAUCUGCAAACGAUGUAUUCGGCGUUACGACCAUCACUGCCCAUGGAUCAACUCAUGUGUGGGCGAAAACAAUCAAAAAUACUUCCUACAGUUUCUAGUCUACGUCAUCAUCCUUGCAAUCUACUCCAUCGUUCUGAUUGUGAUAUCUUGGGUGACGCCCUGCGAGACGUGCUCAACGGACACGGCGGAUUCCCAGUCGCGUCUCCUGCACAGCGUGCUUCUGUUCCUGGAGUCGACGCUCUUCGGGCUCUUCGUGAUCGCCAUCAUGGUGGACCAGAUGCAUGCCAUUCUGUAUGACGAGACAGCUGUGGAGGCUCUGCAGCAGAAAGGAACUUAUCGACCGUACAGACCGAAGCUGGCCCUUCUGGCAGACGUGUUCGGCCAGGAGCACCCGCUUCUCUGGAUGCUUCCAUGUGCCACCCUCAAUCGCAAGUAUGACACGCCCCUCCUCAGUCAGCAGGACAUCUGAGACAAGCACUCUCUUCUGGCAUUCCACUGAGGUGUACGUAUUUACCAUUUUCAGCUUUAAUUUAAGGGUUUCUGUUGGUUUACCUUUCGUUGUUGGGAUUAGUUCUAUUGGAGAACACGUAGGAAAGAGAGCUUAUGCGCAGUCCAAUAAAGUUAACUGCACUUUGCGGCAAAAUUCACGUUUCUGGCACGGGUUUAGCGGUCAAAAAGUACUAUUAUAUGUAAUGCCUUGAAAAAGCGACAAAAUUGGCUAUUCUUAAGUAUACGCGUUAGAUUACUAAUCAUCACUGCAUUUCCUUUGACGAUUGCGUUGUUGUAUUUUCCUUAUUCCUGAAUGGAUCAAUGUGUAUUAGCUUCCAAAGUGACAUACAUACCAUUAUUGAUAUUUCGAUUUAAUAACUUUUGAGUGUGUGUUUAAAAACACCAAACAGGGAUGUGAAACAAGAGAUGGCAAAUAGAUGUGAGACAUUUUCGUUGUACUAUUUAUUUUGAUAAGUUAUUGGGAAACUCAAAUCUUCUAUGGCAAACAAAACAAGUCACAAUUUUUGGGUAAUGAAUCAAAAUCGUAAUUGUAGCAUCUACUAUAGCUUUUAUAUCUAUGGGAUAAUAAGAUAGUUGUAAAAUGUAAGUCAAUAUCAAUGUGAAAUAUUUAUUUUUAUCUAAUGCAAUAAGGAAAGUGAAUGGGAAUUAGGCAAUAGAUGGGAAGGAUAAUAGCUGGUCUAUUUGAUACGAGUAGGUUAGAGACAUAGAUCAAUUUUUCCACAAUUGCACGUGACUUUCGUUCGAUAGUUUGUUAAUAGUGAAAUGCCAUUUCAAUUUGCUGAAAUAACCCAAUUUUGCCAGAGAGAUUAAAUAAUGUAGAGAAGUAGUGCAAGUGCUUAAAUGUGAACCCAGGACUUUGAUGUGUUACCUUUUAUCUCAAUUCAUGUAUGACUUUGGUACAAUUUUCGGGAAACUUGUGUUCAAUGAAUAAAGCAAAUUCUAAAAUAAUUAGCUUAUAUGUUCCAAAAGGUGUCUUUCAAGGUUAGUUGAUUUGUCUUGCUAAGCAAAAUUGAAAUUUUCUUUUCAAUUUCAAUUGAAGUAUUAUUAUAAUAGAGUCCAAAAGUGAGAUUUUUGAAAUAUUGUGCUUUGCCUUUUUAUCAUUUAAGGCGUACUAAAUGUCUUGUCUAACCAGACACAUUUAUGUGUGUAAUCUUAUGAAGAAAUAUACAUGAUUGUUUUAUAAA
This is a messenger RNA of Phlebotomus argentipes, 2150 nucleotides long. It is a transcript of the gene Dnz1, whose product is annotated as palmitoyltransferase ZDHHC3. Gene Ontology annotation, biological process: peptidyl-L-cysteine S-palmitoylation; protein targeting to membrane. NCBI's taxonomy places the organism in Eukaryota, Metazoa, Arthropoda, Insecta, Diptera, Psychodidae. The record is from RefSeq and is a predicted model, not a curated record. The coding region runs from base 116 to 925 and encodes 269 amino acids. The transcript has 4 exons. Gene Ontology annotation, molecular function: protein-cysteine S-palmitoyltransferase activity. Gene Ontology annotation, cellular component: endoplasmic reticulum; Golgi apparatus.